AUGGCGACCAUUUUGUGGCCGUUUCUCCUGAGAGGCCUAGCUCGCGGCGCCCGCCCAACUCCCAGGCGCCAGUACUUCCGCCCACUCGAGCCACAGAGUAUACCCCAGCGGCCUAGAGCGGGCAACGCCGGAGCUCCGUCUACCCCUGCGCGAUCCCUCCUCCGAACUCGGCGGAGAGCGAGGGGGGCGGUGAGGUGGGGGGGGGGGAGGGAAACCAACAACAACUCUAUGGUGAUUUUGCGGGCUUCUUCGGAGCUGCUCUGGUCUGGCGCUCGGCUGCAGCUGCAACAACGGCGGCGGCAGGCGCAGCAUCCCCGCGUCCACCCCGAAGGCGGCGGCAGCUGCUGCUGCAGCAGCAGCAGAAGGAGGAACGGCAUGGACUCCCGCCCGGCCCCGCUGCCUCGCGCUACCCCCUGGCGCUCCCUGCCUUGCCCGCGCGCCCAACUCCGCCUCGACCUGGUGCUCUGUGGCGGGCAGACCUUCCGGUUAGUUGCGCCCCCUGGCGGCUCCCGAGCGCGGAAUGGCAGUCUUGCUAAGAAAGGGUGUCCCGUCCCCCCCCGUCCCCCUCUUGCUCCCUCCCUUGUAUUAUUAUCUCCAAGGUGCCCCUCUUUCGCUGCCCCCCCCUCCCCUGCUCGCCCUCUCUCGGGUUGCCACCUUCUCUCUUUCUGCAAGGCUCUUGUGCAGUGCAGUCUUUUUUCUCUCUCGUUGGCAUGGAGAUGGCAAUGAAGCUGCGCGUCCGAAAGGCACCAAAAAAGCCUCCAUAUAUGUAUAAAUAUGGCCAGCUCUGCCCUCUUGCCGAUGGCCCUGCAUUGCGCUUUCAGCAAAGCACCAUUGUGUCUCCCCCACGGAACCUCAAGAUCACCUGCAAAUUUCUAUGCAUCCUGGCCACGGGCUUGCAAAGGAUGGGUUGCUUACUUAUUAUGGCAACAGCUCUUCUUUUAAUAAUUCGGGAGAGAGAAUCCGCUUUGGAAAAAGGGACACUUAUUUAGACUGGCGGGCUACAGCACAUUUCUAACCAGGGCUGUUUUUUUCUAGAAAAGGGUGCCGGAACUCACUAUGAACGGAAAUGAAUGGCGCCCACCUGAGAGGUGUCUGAACUGAGCUCCUGUGAGUUCCCCCUGGGAAAAAAGCCCUGAUUCUAACAGCGUCUACUCAGAAGUACGACCUAUUGAAUUCAGUGGGGCUUACUCCCCGGUAGGUGAGGUUAGGAUUGCAGCUUUAACUCCAAGUCUUUCCUGCUCCCCACAACCAUCUGUGGAAAGCAGCUGUGAUCAGCGGUCGUACCUUGGUUUUUGAACAGAAUGUGUUCCGGAAGUCCGUUCGAUUGGCUUCCAAUUGCGCAGGUGUGCCAGAAACAAUAGCGGAAGCCGCAUCAGAUGUUCGGCUUCUGAAAAAAUGUUCAGAAACCGGAACACUCACUUCCGGUUUUCAGUCGUUUGGGAGCCGAAAUGUAUGAGUACCAAGGUGUUCAAUAACCAAGGUACGACUAUACAGUAUAUUAAAAACUAGGCACCAGGGUUAAACCAGGUUAAACCAGGGUUGCAGUCGCUGAAACGGAAUGCCUAGUUGCCAUUUAGGGACCAGACAGCUUGAAAGUCGUAUUUUUCAAUACGACUUUCUGCUUCCUGGUGUUCAUCUAUCUGCACAGAUAAAAUACCGCAGAUAAAAUUCUACAGGAUGUGUUGCUAGUAUGUGAAAACCAUCAAGAUCCAAGGAUCCCCAGGCAUGCACCUUCAUGUGGUGGAAACAUCAGGCACCAUCCCGGUACCUGAGUGUCUUCGCUUGGUCGUGAGUGGCUGAUAGCCAGGUGCAAAAUGUGCCUGGCGCCUGGUGAAUUUUGAAUGCUGGCUGUGAUAUGUCAGAGGGGUACAUCGGUCUGCGUGGCAGAGUGCAUGCAUUGCUUGAGGAAGGUUGCAAGUUCGAAUCUUGCUAGCCAUGAUGGCCCUGCCCUCCCUCCACUGUGGAAGGCAGUAAGUCACCAAAUACUAGUUGUUGGGAAUCACAAGUAGGAACAGUUCUCUUGUGGGCUUCCAGUGGACAUCUGGCUGUUAGUGGCAGCCUCCAACUCAGAUGACUCUGAAAGAGGAUUAGACAAAUGCAUGGAGGAGAGGGCUAUCAGCGGCUACUAGCUACAGUGGAAAUGUUCUACCUCCAUUGUCAGGCAGUAAUGCUUCUGAAUAUCAGUUGGUGGAAACCACAGGAGGGGAAGAAGAAGAAGAAGAAGAAGAAGAAGAAGAAGAAGAAGAAGAGUUUGGAUUUGAUAUCCCGCCUUUCACUCCCUUUUAAGGAGUCUCAAAGCGGCUAACAUUCUCCUUUCCCUUCCUCCCCCACCAACAAACACUCUGUGAGGUGAGUGGGGCUGAGAGACUUCAGAGAAGUGUGACUAGCCCAAGGUCACCCAGCAGCUGCAUGUGGAGGAGCGGAGACUCAAACCCGGUUCCCCAGAUUACGAGACUACCGCUUCUGCCCUCAGCUCCUAUUUGCCUAUUUCCCCCAGGCGUCUGUUUGGCCACAGUGUGAACAGGAUGCUGGACUAGAUAGGCCUUUGGCCUGAUCCAACAGGCCUCUUGUUAUGUUUUUAUCCUCCAGCAUCUCCAGGUAGGGAAACUGUGAACCGUUUGUGAAACUGUGGGAAGCUACUGCCUACCACUACAGAGCCAGAUGGUCUCAGUACGUAGCUUCCAAAAGUCUGCAUUAUUGAUCAAUAGUGUUUUGAUUCAGUUCUUUUAAAAAACCGCAGACAUCCUGCUUCUAAUCAAAUGCACGACUUCAGAAAGUAGAAUAAGCAAAUCUUUCUCGGUUCUUUGAAUUCCUUUGUGAAGGAUCACAGGACCCCAGAACAUCACCCGUCUAGGAUGUUUUUAUACCUUUGGGCUGCUACAGAACUGGGAGGAUACAAUGCUGAAUAGAAAGUUAAUAAGGGAGCCAUUUUUUUGCAGUUUGGGGGGACGCAUUUGAUGUCAGAAGAGUGUGCGUGUGAAACAAGGUGUCGUGUACAGUGGUACCUCAGGUUACAGACGCUUCAGGUUACAGACGCUUCAGGUUACAGACUCCACUAACCCAGAAAUAGUACCUCGGGUUAAGAACUUUGCUUCAGGAUGAGAACAAAAAUCGCGCGGCAGCGGGAGUCCCCAUUAGCUAAAGUGGUGCUUCAGGUUAAGAACAGUUUCAGGUUAAGAACGGACCUCCAGAACGAAUUAAGUUCUUAACCUGAGGUACCACUGUAGUUGGUGGAAGGGUACUGUAGAAUAGCGUACCAUAGCUGUGGCUGUGAGGUGGUGAUGGGCCUUGUGACUCCAAAGAUACAGGUCUUGCCACCUUCUGGAGCAUAAAGGGAAAGGCGAAGGAAGGCCUAGGUUAGCUUCUCCAAACUGCAGUUGGUCUGUCCCUGCUGCUAAUAAGCCUUGCGUUCCUCUCAGGUGGUCCGAAACCAGCCCUGGCUACUGGACUGGUGUGUUGGCAGGCCGUGUCUGGACCCUCACCCAGUCAGAAGAACAGCUCUGGUACACGCUUCAUGAAGAGGAGAAGGAGGAUGGCAGCAGAGAAGAAGACAGCCUCUCUGAGCCACCGCUGAAGAAAGGCAGGAAGCAGGCACAGCCCGAAGCCAUCCGCGCUGGUACCAGCGAGCGCCCGGGCGGCCAUUUGUCAGGAGAGCUGGUCCGGGGAACGGAUGGGCUGACUCCCUCGCAGAUCCUCCAGGAUUAUUUCCAGCUGCACGUCAACUUGUCGGCGUUGUACCAGGGCUGGUCCUAUGUGGACUCUCACUUCCGAGAAGUGGCCAUCAAGUUCCCAGGUAGGUGA
Podarcis lilfordi (Lilford's wall lizard) is the source of this 3801-nucleotide messenger RNA. The record is from the annotation of a GenBank genome assembly. NCBI's taxonomy places the organism in Eukaryota, Metazoa, Chordata, Lepidosauria, Squamata, Lacertidae.